Aethalodelphis obliquidens (Pacific white-sided dolphin) is the source of this 347-nucleotide messenger RNA. RefSeq names its product 60S ribosomal protein L39. Gene Ontology annotation, biological process: translation. The transcript has a single exon. Gene Ontology annotation, cellular component: cytosolic large ribosomal subunit; ribosome. The coding region runs from base 41 to 196 and encodes 51 amino acids. Lineage: Eukaryota; Metazoa; Chordata; Mammalia; Artiodactyla; Delphinidae. The record is from RefSeq and is a predicted model, not a curated record. Gene Ontology annotation, molecular function: structural constituent of ribosome.
UUGUCCUCCAUUCUAUCUGCGGCUGGAUUUGAUCAUCGCCAUGUCUUCUCACAAGACUUUCAGGAUCAAGCGAUUUCUGGCUAAGAAACAAAAGCAGAAUCGUCCCAUUCCCCAAUGGAUUCGAAUGAAAACUGGUAAUAAAAUCAGGUACAACUCUAAGAGAAGACAUUGGAGAAGAACCAAGCUGGGUCUAUAAUGAGCCUCACAUAUGAAUUCACACACAUUAUCAGAACAUCACUAGUGUCUGGAACAGCUGCCUGUGUUUGAUGCUCUCUCCUCUUGAGCUUUCCUCAUCACUGCUCACUGUGUAGCUCUGUAAUAAACAUGUGAACCUUUAAAAAAAAAAA